Messenger RNA from Ambispora gerdemannii, 1293 nucleotides. The record is from the annotation of a GenBank genome assembly. NCBI's taxonomy places the organism in Eukaryota, Fungi, Glomeromycota, Glomeromycetes, Archaeosporales, Ambisporaceae.
AUGACGCGUCAAUUGUUUGCAGAACUCAGAAUUUUGAAAAAAUAUUUGUUUAAUGGCAUUUCUAUAUGCCCCUCUACUGAAUUAUUUGCAACACAACGUCGUAAUACAUUUAGCAAGCGUAGGAGGACAAUUUCCUGUCGCUUCCACAAUUCAUGGACUUCACAAAAGGUUUUCUUGAAUUUUGAAAAUUCUCGAGUUAUAAUAUUUAAACGUUGGAUUAGUUCAAAUAAAGCGCUUACAGGUCAAGAACCUAAAGCAGCAUCAGCAGCUACUACAGCUAAUGUCACUUCGACCUUUCCACCUCUUGAAAAACCAAAAGAGAAUGACACAAAGACGUUUGCCAAUCAAGAAGAACUAUUACAAGUUUCUUCUACUGUAAAUUAUAAACCUUCCCCAGAACUCACAUUCUCACAUAUAAUCAAAAGUUACAAAGAGCUAGCAAAGGCAAAACUUGCUGCCCUUGUGAUAUUGACAACAAUGUGUGGUUACGCGUUAUCACCUGGGUCAACUAGUCUAACAUGUCUAUUAGGCACAAGUGUGGGAACAGGAUUGUGUGUAGCUUCUGCGAACGCGAUUAAUCAAUGGAUUGAAUUUCCGUAUGACGCACAAAUGUUGCGUACACGAAAUCGCGUUCUAGUACGUAGGGCAUUAGCACCAUUUCACGCGUUCUCAUUUGGCACAAUUUCCGGGAUAUCGGGUUUGAUCGUGUUAUCAACGAUGGCGAAUCCAUUAACAGCUUUGAUGGGCGUCACCAAUAUUUUACUCUACACUUGUAUAUAUACUCCGAUGAAAAGAGCCUCGAUAUUCAAUACAUGGAUUGGUUCGAUUGUUGGCGCGAUCCCACCGAUGAUGGGAUGGGUUGCUAGCACUAAUAGCCUUGAUCCCGGGUGUUGGUUACUCGGCGGAAUACUAUAUGCAUGGCAAUUCCCGCAUUUCAACUCGCUGGCGUGGAAUAUACGCGCCGAUUAUUCGAAAGCUGGGUUUCGAAUGAUGGCGGUCACAAACCCCGCGUUGAACUCACGAGUAUCCUUACGGUAUAGUUUAUUGUUGUUCCCGUUGAGUUAUAUGAUACCAUAUAUGGGAAUGACAAGCUGGUGGUUCGCGUUCGAUUCGACGUUGGUGAAUUCUGUUUUGCUUUGGGGCUCUUACAAGUUUUGGCGAAAUUCGAAUGAGAAAACUGCGCGAGAUUGUUUCUUUGCGAGUUUGAUUCAUUUGCCCGUCAUUUUUGCACUUAUGAUGUUGCAUAAAAAGUAUCGGAGUGUGAAUGAUAAUGAUGAUUUGGAAUAUACCUAA